AUGCGAUCUGCCGCUCUUGGGUCAGCAAGCGCUCCAGCUCUGACAGAUCCAACUCGUGACGCUGAGAUUGAGGCAAUGAAGGCACAACUUCGCCAAAUCACGUCAAAAAUUCAUCGACCAACAAGCGCGGUUCCAGAGAUCGAUCGUAUUAUCCAGGAAACACAAAAGACACCUUUCACCCCAUGCAUUGCAAGCACACCUGUUUGGCAAUUAGAAAAGCUCAAGAUCAAGAUUUACGAAGGCGACAGUGACCCACGCCAUUUCCUGACCUCGUUCGGAAUCUGUAUGAACCGAUACCAAUUCCGGACUACUGAAGAAAAGGAUGCGGUCCAAUGCCAACUGUUUGUUGAAGGCCUCGGUGGAAUAGCUCUUGAUUGGUUCUCCCGACUCGAGGCGAACUCAAUAAACAACUACAAGGAGCUAGCCACAGCAUUUGUCAAGCACUUCUCAAUGUUUAUCGAACAUAACACAAAGAAUUCUGAACUAUGGCAGAUCGCUCAAGGAGAAAACGAAAGCUUGCGUGACUUCAUUCAUCACUUUAAAACGGUGGUCGCCCACUGUACAAUGAGCGAUGAAGCUGCUCUCCUAUGUCUACAAAAAAGAGCUCAGAUCAAAACAAAGGACACGUUGCACCGAGCUAACACAUACAUAGCAGAAGAGGAGGAGGAAGCUGCCCACGACCGGAAUUAUACGCCAAAACAGAUCGAGUACAAGGAGCGACCCAAAACUGAUGCAUAUGAGCAUCAGUCAGGUUACGGCAGAGGGUAUGAGAACCGUAAAAAGUUCUACACCAACACCAUCAAUGUGGUCCAGCAACCGGAAAAGCAAUGGAACAAGUAUUACCGGACUGACGAGGAUGACUCUUUGUUUUGCGAGUUCCACAACCGCAGAGGUCACAGCACUGAGGAAUGCAGACAUCUGAAAGAAUACCUUCUCGCGCAAUACCAAAAAUGGCAAAUCUCGCUUGACGACCUCCGCCGUUCAACCACACAAAGAAGCAGAUCACCCUGA
This is a messenger RNA of Eutrema salsugineum, 1011 nucleotides long. RefSeq lists its product as uncharacterized. The record is from RefSeq and is a predicted model, not a curated record. The transcript is spliced from 2 exons. Lineage: Eukaryota; Viridiplantae; Streptophyta; Magnoliopsida; Brassicales; Brassicaceae. The coding region runs from base 1 to 1011 and encodes 336 amino acids.